UUCUUUCCACGCAUGCGUACUGGUAGAAAUUUCAGGUUGCAAAUGCAGAACAUGAACAACGACUCGCAAAUUACUACCGGGCACCGAGUAUCAUCACAAAACGUUUAAAUGUUUUAUCAUUGUUUGUGUUUGUGUAUGCAUCUGAGUACAACCGCUAACAAUAGGUCAGGAAUUGAUGAUUAUGUGCGUGUAAGGAAGAGAAGAUUAUACAUUUAAUGAAACGAGAAACCAACCGGAAGCGAAGUACUCAAGUUGACUUGUUUGCAAACCAGCAUCCAACUCUACGCCAAAGCAUGGACAGUCUGGAAGAGGACCUGACAUGCUCCGUGUGCUACUCGCUAUACUCGGACCCACGGGUGCUGCCUUGCUCUCACACCUUCUGCCGAAGCUGCUUAGACAGUCUGCUCCACGCGUCGCACAACUAUUCCAUCUGGCGUCCGCUGCAUCAGCCGCUCAAGUGCCCUAAUUGCCGCAGCGUCGUGGAGCUGCCCCAGGCAGGCGUGGACAUGCUGCCCACCAACGUGUCCCUGCGCGCCAUCGUCGAGAAAUACCAGAAGAAUAGCAAGCCAAAAGCUCCCGAGUGUCCGGAGCAUCCGGGGCAGCCCCUCAAUAUGUACUGCGUCCAGGACCGCAAGGUCAUUUGUGGCCUGUGCCUGACUGUGGGCCAGCACCAGGGCCACACCAUAGACGACCUGCAAGCGACGUUCGCUAGAGAGAAGCAGACCCUUUCGCUCCUGCUCGAGCAACUCUCUGCGGGCAGAUGGGCGCAGGUGUGUGAGCUGGGCGAGCAACUGGAGAAGGAAAAGGCCCGCUGUGAGUCUGCGGUGAAGCAGGACCGUCAGGAAGUCGCCGAAUUUUUUCACACGCUGGAGAUGGCGCUAAUCAAGAAGAGGCAAGCUUACAUGGAGGUUCUGGACAAAGCCUUAGCAGAGGUGUCGCUGUCCUAUAACCCGCUAAUCCACAGGGUCAAGGAGCUGCAGGAAGAGCAAGUGGACCUGAUCUCUUUUGCUGAAUCCGUGGGGGAGGAGGAGUCUCCGUUGGCCUUCCUGGAGAAGGUUCACGCAUUCAGACAGAGAGUAUACGACUACAAAGUUGCCAGUCUGCCACGCGCCCUCAACCUCUCGGUCACGCCCCGAGCGGCCGAUUACCUGCGCCGGAACUGGAACACAGUCACCCUCGGCAGUCUGGAUGAGGCGCCGGUCCCUAAUCUGUGCACCCGGUGCGGUGGCGCGACUUCCAAGGCUAAUGGCGGACCAGCGCGGUACUGCAACUGGCUGGGACCCCAAAUGAUUUUGCCAGUGUUGACGCUGCUGCUGGUAGUGGUUUCGCUGUGCUGGCUUGGCGUCCCUCAGGUCAGCCAAGGUCCAAGGGAGCUAUUCACGCCUGUCGGUGAACAGGUUGAAUGGGCCUAUGCAGUUACAAAGAUGCUCAUACAAAGAUGUAUAGUUUACAUUUUGUCUAUGCUAGAAAUGUUUUUGCAACAGUUGACUGACUUCUUCACAAAUCUGGCAUCACCGCUUGACUUCAGCCUUUUAUUUACAAGUUGACUUUUUAUGUAGUAAGACAAAAAAAUGUAUUUGUACAGUAAUCCGUGCUUGUUGAUUAGCCUUUAAAGCCUCUUGGUAGUUUUAUUAGGAAUUUUGUAUCUUUGUGUUGCUCAAUAAAGUUCACAUGUCCAUCUAUAAA
Corythoichthys intestinalis (scribbled pipefish) is the source of this 1686-nucleotide messenger RNA. It is a transcript of the gene trim59, whose product is annotated as tripartite motif containing 59. NCBI's taxonomy places the organism in Eukaryota, Metazoa, Chordata, Actinopteri, Syngnathiformes, Syngnathidae. The transcript is spliced from 5 exons. Bases 216 to 1547 code for a protein of 443 amino acids. Gene Ontology annotation, biological process: protein monoubiquitination. The record is from RefSeq and is a predicted model, not a curated record. Gene Ontology annotation, molecular function: zinc ion binding; ubiquitin protein ligase activity.